Magallana angulata is the source of this 1274-nucleotide messenger RNA. RefSeq lists its product as uncharacterized. Bases 128 to 712 code for a protein of 194 amino acids. The transcript has 4 exons. Lineage: Eukaryota; Metazoa; Mollusca; Bivalvia; Ostreida; Ostreidae. The record is from RefSeq and is a predicted model, not a curated record. Gene Ontology annotation, molecular function: protein binding.
AGCCCUGCACCGUGCAGACGGCGAUCAUGUUUCAACUUGUCGCGAAAUCAUCCGCAUAGCGUGUAACACGUGAAUAAAUUCAAAAUACGUUUCUUGAGCAGAGGAAUAUUUGCACUUCAUAUACAAGAUGUGCACUCUCGAGGAAUAUUACGACAUUGAUUCCGAGAAGUGUAUCCCAUGCUCUGAGUGUGCCACAGAGGAUUCAGUGCUGAUGAAAUGUUCGUACUUUGCUGACACCCUGUGUAAAACGGACCUUCUUAAAGGGUUUGCGUUGCUUUCCAAUCCCGCCCCUCAAUCCUCGCAGGUGUCCCGGGGAUCGGGGACUGUAGCCGUGGAGGUUCUACCAGAUGAUUGGACGUCCAACAUUAACCCCACCGUCCUGAUGGUGUCCGGAUGUCUCUGUAUUGUGUCCCUGGUGGUCGUGGUUUUCCUGAUCUCCUUCCGUCUGUGGAAAAAAUAUUGGAGACCAAGAAAAGAGAAAGUUAUUUACCUCACUAGAUCAUAUGUUGGAUACCAAGACCCGGAAGAGGGUGACGAACCUCGAUAUCAACCCCUACCCUCGCGGGAUCGCCUUAAGAAAACUAAUUACUACAGUAGUAUCUACGCCAACGACACGAUGCUCAAUAUGGUGGAUACACAUAUCUACAUUAACAUGCUGAACUCCAUCGAUAGCGACUACUGCACCAUUGACGAUAUCAUAGAAGACCGAUGAAAGAAAACAAUAACAGUGUGCAUACAAGUUCCAAAUGUCAGUGCUAAUCUAUACAAGUUCUAUUAUAAUGACGCAUGACGCCUAACGACGCUUUACUUAUGACGCCACUAAGAUGACGCAAUGUCGACAAAAACUAGAAGAGGCAGAGUGACGCCAAAUUGUAGUGAAAAAUGCACAAGAUGGGACAAGGAUAUUGAUUUAAAACAAAUCCUCUAACAACAACAGACUUGAAUCCGCUGCACCUCUCAAGGCUGAAUCAGAGGCCAUAUAUCUUCUUCGAGGAAUAUUAAACUUGGAUUCGUGUUGGCAUCGGAGAUUUUAUUCCCUUUUUGAAGAAACGUUUCCCCCAAGGAAUUCGAGGAAUGGUUCAUACCCACACAUGCAUGGAGAUUUUAUCAAAUCUAUGGAGUGAAUAUACAUUUGUGCGAUAAUUUUAAACUGUUACAGCCAAUGGCCGUAAAAAAAAUUGAUUUGUAAAUACAAUUAUCAACAAUUAUGUGUCAUUUGUGUAUAUAUUGUAUUUACUAAUUUAUUUCAUAAUUAAAUUAUCAAAACGUUGAAA